AUGAUAGAUCAUGUUCGAAUUGUCUCUGAUUUUUUUUAUAAUUCUCCAAAAAGGUUAGAAGAUCUAUCUACAAAAAUUAGUGAGCUAUGUCCGACAUCAUCUUUUCAAAAGACAAUCAAUGUUUGUAUAACCAAGUGGAUUGAAAAAAUUGAUGGCCUUGAAGCUUUUAUUGAAUUAUAUCCAGCUAUAGUUGCAUCUCUUAUUUGUAUCAAAGAAGAUGUGAUAUGGAACUACAAAUCUAGAGGUGAUGCUUCUGCAUAUGUGGCAAUAUGUUGUUCUUUUAAGUUUAUUAUCACCUUAAUCAUAGUUAGGAAGUUAUUAGGCUAUAUAAGACCACUGACUAAAACUUUGCAAAAAGUUGAUCAAGACUUCUCAAAAGCUUGUAAAGAUGUGGAAAAUUUAAAGAAUACUCUUAUAUCUCUUCGGAGCUCUAUGGAUAUUUCACACACAGAAUGGUACAAAGAAGCUGUUAGCAUAGCUGCAACUACUAGUACAAUGCCAUCCAAACCAAGAACAUGCGAUCAACAAAUACAACGUGAUAACCAUGAAGUAGAUGAUAUAAGUAAAUAUUAUCGAGUAACUUGUUCAAUUCCAUUUCUUGAUCACAUUCUGAUACAGCUAGAUUCUUUAUUUUCUUUAAACAAUUUAGUAUUGCUAGAUAGUUUCUCCAUUAUACCAUCAAAUUUAAUUUCUGACAAGGAGUGGAGAAAAAAAGUAAAAGAGUUUGUUCAUACAUACCAAAACGAUUUACCGGAACCAAACUAUCUUUAUGCUGAGUUAGAUAUGUGGGAAAUAUAUUGGAAAAAUCACUCUGAUAGUGCUCCUAAAACCAUUUCAGAUUCACUACAAAAAUGUGAUGACCAUACAUUUCUCAAUAUUUCCACUAUACUUCGAAUCCUUUGCACAUUACCAGUCACAACAUGUACAUGCGAAAGAUCAUUAUCAGCUCUAAAAAGAAUUAAAACUUCCUUUCGAAAUACUAUGGGAGAUGGUCGUUUAAAUGGUGUUGCCAUUUUGCACAUUCAUCGAGAUAUUGAAAUAGACUUGAAUAUUGUUGUAGAUACGGCAUUUCCACAAAAAAUGGAAUUUAAAAUAUAUUGA
Molecule: messenger RNA, 1101 nt
Organism: Hydra vulgaris (swiftwater hydra)
Lineage: Eukaryota; Metazoa; Cnidaria; Hydrozoa; Anthoathecata; Hydridae
Source: RefSeq, a predicted model, not a curated record